AUGAACCGGCUCCGGAACAUCAGGCGUUUGGAGCCACUCCAGGGCCCCCUGAAGUGGGUCCCCACUCUGGGCGAGCUGCAGAAGACCCUUCAGAAGGGCGAAUACUUGCCCCUCCGCCCGCUGCCCAUGUUUGAGAGUAACUUUGUCCAGGUGACCAGCCGAGGGGCCCCCGUGUUCGUGCACCACAGAACUAACCGAGUGACCAUGGGUGUGGCUGCCUCCCUGCCAGGCCUGGUGUUGCCAGACAUCCUGCUGAUGGCCCAGCCACCAGAGGGCAGGGAAUGCUCCAACCUCGUCCUCACCAGGAUGAUCCCGCUGGACCUGGUCCACCUCUACGUCCACGACCUGACUGCCUGGCGCCUGAAGCUGCGCCUGGUCACAGGCCGCUACUACUACCUUGAGCUGGAUGCCCCUGACAAUGAGGUUGGCUUUCUGUUCGACCGCUGGAUCCACCUCAUCAACCUGCUCCAGCAGCCCGCCACCUUCUGGGCCCCCAGGACCCUGCAUGUGCCCCCCAUGGACCUGGCCAACAUGGCACCUCCUGCCUCCACCUGGCGCCUCCAGAAACAGUCCCACCACAGAAGAUCAGUCACGAGUGUCCAGCCCACCUUUCCUUACAAGACGCUGACAACUCAGAGACAGAAGAAGGCCAAGACCCUCAAGCGCAAAUUCAAGUCUCAGGCAGUGGGUGACUCCAUGCCUCUUGUCUGGUCGCAGUUGGACCAUUCUACCACAAGAAAGAAAUCCACAGAAAAGAAGCCCCAAAUGGACCUCUGCCUUGACAGACCGCAGGCCCAAGUCCAAGUGUCCGGGUCUGGACCUCUGGGUCUGAGGGAGAAGGGGGCUGGGUCCUGGGUCUGGGCAUCUCUUUGGGCACUGACCAUCCUUCCCUGCCCCUCCAUCCACCUACAGGGUUGCUCUAAUUCUGAGGUGGCCACAUGCCUGGCAGGUUUGAUUGAGACCCCUUCACGCUGUGUCUCAGUGGACAGCCCUAAAAUGCGCUUGCUGGGCUCCUGUGAUCACCUGGAUAUGUACCUGUGGCAGCAGGACAUGGAAGACCUGAUGGACCCUGAGUCCAGCACCUUGUCCACCUCCUCCCUCUGCAGGACCACCCACCCGACCGACUUACACCUCUCUGCCCCCAAGCCCUCCUUCCCCAGGUACAAUGAGGAAGCCAGGACUCCAGACUCUGUACAGAAGCUGUGGCCACCACCCUCCCAGAAGGCCCCAGCUGUCCCUGCCACCUCUUACAAGGCUCCAUUCAUCCUUGACCAGACCCAGAAAGUCUCAGCUGUGCCUGCUCCAUCCAGGAAAGCUGCAACUCACCCCGCUGCUCCCCAGAAGGCCCCGGCCAUACCUGGCCCAUCUCGGAAGGCCCCGCAUGGACCUACCAUUCCCCACAAAGCCCCAGCCGUGCCCGCCCCACCUCGGAAGGCCCCUCAUGGAUCUAUUCCCCACAAGGCCCCAGCGGUGCCGGCCCCACCUCGGAAGGUCCCACAUGCACGUGCUAUUCCCUUGAAGGCUGUGUCCCCCCCUGCCCCAAAGAGGAAAUCUCUAUUCCUACCAACCCCAUCCCAGAAGGCUCUGACCUCACCUGCCCAGCACCGGAUGACACUGGGGCCUGCCAACAUUGGCAUGCUGCCCAUGGGAAGUCAUGGAGGGGAUGUGCUUGAGAAAAGCAAGCCUGAAGGGAAGCCAGAGCUGGUGGUGUUGAUGGGCGCCCAGGAGGCGGACGUGGUGGAAAUGAGGACUCAGAAGACAUCCCUGGGACUGCCCUUCACUACCACCGAGAAGGAGUCGGAGGAAGUCCUGAUCAGCAGAGCCCAGGAGAUCUCCGUGGAUGGCUUGAAGGGCAAGGGCAAGUUGGAAGACAAGGUCCACACGAUGAAGGAGGCAAUCUCUGCGGACAUGCCCGGCUUCAGAUCCCGGGAAGUGGGGCAGCAGAAGAAGUGGGUCAAGACCCAGGAGCUGGCCAUUGAGGAAGCCCCUCAGGGGCAGGCCAGGCCCUUCUCUGCGGAAGGGCUCGCCCUUGCCAAGCUGAUGAUCAUUGCUGGCUCCAAGGAGCACCCCUUGAACCCAGCUCUGGUCAGUCUACCCUCCUGGCUCUCCACUGCCCAGGCGUCUGCCAUGCCAACGAUGGGCACGCUGCCCCUCAGCCCCACCAAGGUGUCCUUGCUGGAAGAGACACCAGCGGUCGCCAGGGAACAGCCACUGUUGGGGGCCUGGGUGAAGGGGAACACAGGUCCGCAAGCAGAGGUGGAGGGGGACAUGUGUCCAGGGGCCGAGGCGAAGGAGGUGCCCCGGGACCCGAGGGGGCCUUUGAAAGUGCCCCCCCGCUCCAAGCGUGCCACCAGCAGCCCAAAGAUGAAUACUGCCUCCAAGACUCCCAUCCCUCUGCCCGCAAUGAGGUGGGAGGAGAUACCCGAGUCACCCGUCUCCAUGGCCCCCAUCUCAAAGACGGCGGCUAGGGUCUCCCAGCAGCCUGAGAGGGUAUCUGAGGAGCUGGCGAGGGCACCAGACCAGAGUCCUGUGGCCACUGCGGGGUCAUCCUUGGAGAUUCUCUUGCCGACUCUCUUGGAAAUUGAGAGUAUGAAGGACGCGGCCUCCAAGGUGGAGAAGAUAAAGAAGGAACUGGGCGUCUUCGCUCCUUCACCCAGGUAUUUGGGGUGACAGCUAAAGUGUACUGACAGCUCCAUUAUCCAUGAGGGCAGAGGGUCAUUCCCUCUUUUUUUUUUUCACUUUCCUUCGUGUGCUCAAUGUAUAGUGAGUGUCAGGCAUCAUUCUACACCCUGAUGUGGCACUGAGCAAUUUGGGGAGGGGGUGCUCCUGGCAUCUUUUGGGUAGAGCCCAGGGACGCAGUUCAAUAUCCGACAAUGCACGGGA
Molecule: messenger RNA, 2883 nt
Organism: Vicugna pacos (alpaca)
Lineage: Eukaryota; Metazoa; Chordata; Mammalia; Artiodactyla; Camelidae
Source: RefSeq, a predicted model, not a curated record